This is a messenger RNA of Dictyostelium purpureum, 789 nucleotides long. RefSeq lists its product as uncharacterized. NCBI's taxonomy places the organism in Eukaryota, Evosea, Eumycetozoa, Dictyosteliales, Dictyosteliaceae. The record is from RefSeq and is a predicted model, not a curated record. Bases 524 to 757 code for a protein of 77 amino acids. The transcript has a single exon.
AUAUUUCAACACUAAUAGAUCAGAAGUGGUUUUUAAAAUAUUCAAGCAAUUCAACAAAGAUUUUAAUCUCCUCAAAACUUUCCGUGUACCAAGCUUAAUCAACAACAAAUUUAUCCAAUGGGUGUUAGAAAACUAUACAUCAAUAGAAUUAUUUCCAAAUAAUCAAAUAUUCUCGUUAUCCUUACCAAUACCUUCAUCCUCUUUAUCAAUUAUUUUUAAUAUUAAGAUUGUAGAAUUUUUUAAAAGUUUUUAUUUUUAUGGGAAAUAUGAUGAAAUUUACAAAUAUUUAAAACUAAGGGACCUACCACCAAACAUAGAAGGUAAUAAUGACAAGAUACUAGUCGGUGAAAGAAUUUAUAAAUGUAUUAAACUACAAUUGAAAUCGGACUAUAGAACAGAGUUUAUAGAGGAGCUAAUCAAAUGGAGCUUCAUUAAAGAAGAUCAAGAUAGAAUAGAUUGUAAAAAAUUGCUAUUCAUUUGUUUCAAAUCAGCCUCCCUCAAUGGAAAUAUUCAAGUUUUUAAAAUGUUAUUAGGCAAAUACAGUUCAGUUUUAUUAAGAAAUACAAAAAGACAAAAAGAUGGUAUUUUUAACAAAGAGGAAUUAAAAUCAUUAUUAAGAGACUCUAUCAAUAGAUCAAACUUGGAAAUUGGUGAUCUUUUAUGUAGUUUUACAACUCUAACUUCAAAAGAGUUUUUAAGUUGUGCAGAAAAAGAUUCAAUAUCAUUUAAUCAUUUCAAAGAUAAAUUUUUAAAAUAAUAAUAAACCUGUUUUUAUAUUGAUUUUUAUUU